CUGUGUUUGGAAGGACACGUGGACAGUCAGCUAUGUGGGUGAACCUUUCCCUUUAUCCCGCUGCAGCGCCAGCUGCAGAGCUCCAGCCGGCGGCAGAAGCAGGGCAGUGGACAGUGGUGGAGGUAGAGCUGGCUCCAGCUCCGUCAAUACCACCCCCUCUAGCGCUGGAGCCAGCGUCCCCUCCCUCAGCAGUGUUGGAGCUGGAGCAAGGGCCCACGUCGGCUGCAGCAGGAGUGGGAGCUGCUGAGCUGGAGUCACCUGGACCAUCACUUCUAGUGGGAAGUCCAUCUCCACCUGUGGCCAUUAAGGAGGGUGAGAAGAAGCCUAACCUCACCGCCUUCCCUCCUAAGCUGGUGGCGGAGCAGUUGACCGUGAUGGAUGUGGAGCUCUUCCGGAAGGUGGUGCCCUCUCAGUGCCUGGGCUCCACCUGGGGCAAGAGGAACAAGCCCAGCAAUGAGCACCUGGCACCCACCGUCCAGGCCACCGUCGACCACUUCAGAAGGGUGGUCAGCCUCGUCGUCACCACCUGCCUCGGGGACCCGAGCAUGACGGCCCAGGACAGGGCGAGGGUGGUGGAGCACUGGAUCCAGGUGGCCCAGGAGUGCGAGAUCCUGAAGAACUUCUCCUCGCUCCGCGCUGUCAUCUCUGGUCUGCAGAAAACCUCCAUAAGCCACCUGAAGAACACGUGGGCGGAUGUUUCCCGGGUGUCGUCCCCUAUCUUGGCACUUUCCUCGGUGACCUGCUGAUGCUGCACCUGGCGAUGGGUGAUUAUCUCGAGGGGAAUGAGAUCAACCUUGAGUAAAGGACUGAAGAAUACCGAGUCAUAAGGGAGAUCCUGCUGCUCCAGGUGGCUUCAAAGAAUUACAACCUAGAGCCCGAGGAUCGAUUUGGGGCCUGAUUCCAGGACAUGAAGCUGCUCAACGAGAGUGAAAGCUACAGCCUGUCCUGCCAGCUAGAGCCCCAGGCCUAGUUGGCCUGCAGAAUACUCAAGGCCCAGAAGAACCGGCCACCAUCAAGGUCAGGGCCCCCAGGCCCCAACGCCGAACCCCGUACCAGUGGCCGAUCACAGUCCCAUCCUCAGCAGCGGGGACACUGUUGGGAUGCUUGCGAUGCACCGGGUCAGCUCCUCCCACUUGAUGGGAAGGGGAGCAUUGUAAGCUGAUUCCUGGGGUCCCCUGAAGCCCAAGAGAGAAGGGACGACCCCAUCCCAGCUCCCUGACAUCUCUACCUCAGCACCUACUCACCCAUUGGGGAGGGUCAGUGGUUAUUUGUUGUAAAUAAUAAAUGACAUAUUUGAAUAUUAUAUUAAAGUCCUGUUCCCUUUACAGCUUGG
Messenger RNA from Diceros bicornis minor, 1333 nucleotides. Its product is annotated as ral guanine nucleotide dissociation stimulator-like. Gene Ontology annotation, biological process: Ras protein signal transduction; positive regulation of GTPase activity. Gene Ontology annotation, cellular component: plasma membrane. The record is from RefSeq and is a predicted model, not a curated record. Bases 33 to 746 code for a protein of 237 amino acids. Lineage: Eukaryota; Metazoa; Chordata; Mammalia; Perissodactyla; Rhinocerotidae. Gene Ontology annotation, molecular function: guanyl-nucleotide exchange factor activity. The transcript is spliced from 8 exons.